UAUUCACAAAACUCAAAAGUUAUACUUGUUUUGUCUUAAUAUUUACAAAUUAAAGUAUACAUACAAAUGUUCAACUUAAAGAAAUUAUUUUUCUAGAAUAAUUAAGUAUAAAAAAUGGUAGAAUUUAAUACUUUACUUUUUGUAACAUUUUUUUCACUAUUGUUUUCUCUAAAAUGGUUGCUUCCAAAAGUCAUCAGCUUAUUUCUCAAGUACAAGUAUUGUUUGAAUGUAAAAAUACGCACAGCUGGAAUAUUUUCAUUGCAAGACAUCAUUGUAGUGAAAAAUGGAUAUUCAGUGCACAUAGAUAAUAUUGGUUUUCGAAGUAGUUUUAUUAGCAGCGAAGUAAAUAAAUUAAUAUGUCUUGUGGCUCGAGAUGUAAGAGUUGAAAAAAAUAUUGAUUGGAAUGAUUCGACUCCAAAAAAACAGUACAAUAACAAAAUAACAAAUGUGCUGCCAAUUAUUAUGAAAUUUGCUCAGUUUUUGGCAGUUCGAAUAAGCUGUAUAUCAUUUGUAUCGUUACAACCGAAUAGUCCAGAAUGGUUGUUUGUGAUAUCUGUUACUGAUCUUCAUUUAGAUGCAUCUGUGAUUGGGUCAUCUAGACAGUUAUUAGCUAACGUUAACGCUCCUUAUGCGGAAGCAAAGUUACUUCAUCAUCCUAAGAAUGCAAAUUCAUGUUGUUUGGCUAAAGUCACAGUGAAUGUCUGUGCUGAAAGCAUAUUAGACACUCAUGAACCCUUAACAAUAGAAACAUUAAUUUUGAAGCUUGACAAAUCCAAAAUCAUUUUAAAUAAAGGUUUAUAUGGAUUCAUACAAAACAACUGUACUAAUUUAAUGUUACCAAAAAAACAGAACAAUUUAAUGGAUAUAAAUGUAUCAGAAAUACCACUUUUACCCACCAUUCCACCAUUUCUACCAAAAAAAAUUAAAAUUCAACUACAUGAGUUGAGUGUUGUUGAUGUAACAGAAAAUUCAAUUACUGAAAUGAAAGGAGAGUUAAAAGCAUUAGCGAUAGAAAGCCUCAUAACUCAUGAUGUCAAUGAUAAUUUAAUUAAACAAUGUAAUCUUUCCCUAAAAAUUGCAUUUGAAAACAUGUCUUUAAUGGGACAAGAAGAAACAUAUAUCUUAUUUGAAAAAUUUAUGUUUGAAACAAAGUAUUUCAGGAGAUCUCUUAAAUUUGAUUUGAGAAUUGACAGCGUAUAUUAUUUAUAUUCUCAUGAUGACAUUUUUCUAUGGUACACAUCAUACACAGAUCCAAUACUUAAAUCAUAUCAGUCAUCUUCAUUAGGUACAUUACAAACGAGGAAAGAAUUAUCUCAAACAAGUCAUUUUGAUGAUAUAAGUAUUGACGGAUUGUUUCAACUUCAUAAUGUUACAACCAAAUAUAGACUUACUAAAGAGUGUGUAUCUUUCAACUAUAAUAAGUUUAAACUGGUGUUGUCGUGUAACCCAUGUGUCUAUAGAAACGACAACUACUCGGACGAUUCUAAAAGUGUACUGUACAGUUUUUAUAACCGAAAAUGGUGUAGCGAUUUACAAGUAGAAACUGUGCGCUGCUGGUUACAACCAUUUUUAAAUACUGAAUACAAUCCAGGAAUGAAAAAGUGUCAUGCAUGGGGUACGCCACUAUUUAUAGGGCUGAUUUUAAUACAGAUGAAAAAUAAUAUCUCUUCAAAUACAACUAAGCUUAAUGUAUUAAUGGAUACAGUUCGUUUAGAAUGGAGUCCACCUCUAGCUCAAUUUAUUUUAAAAGCUCAUUAUUGCGUACAACAAGUUAUAUCUGCUUUGGAAUUAAAAAAACCGAAGACAGAAAAUAAUGAAACUGAUGUCACAAAAAAUAAAGUAUUGUCAAUGGAAAGUGUUGCAGUUUCUAUUUCAAUUUCAAAUGCUAAUGCAUUCCUUAUAGCAGAUCAGAAAAUCUGUAUAUUAGUACGCAUGGAUACAAUUUCAUCCGAUAUUGAGAUGCCAGAAUUAAGAUGUGUGAUUGAAGGGUUUAAAUGUGAUUCAUUGAUACCGACAAAAUACCACUACUUAUGCACAUCAUCAGACGAUUUUAAAAGCUGGUGGUUUUAUGCUAAGACAUUAAGAAUUGAAACAAAGUAUGCUAGUACCAAAGAAAUAAUUGUUGAAAUAAAUGAAAUAUUUGAAUGUCGCUGGAGUACAAAUAUUCAUUUAAAGUUGUUAACUAUAUAUACUGACAUGUCAGAUUUAAAAAAUCAUUUAGGCCUUACUGAUUCAAGUUAUUCAGUUACUGUACCAAAGUUUAUUGAUAUUUCAUUAUAUGUCAAAUCAAAGUUCAAAUUUUCUAUGAAAGUUUCAUCUGCUCAUUAUUUGUUGUUUUCUACAGACGAUUUGACAUAUUUCAAGAAAGGUGGAAAGCUACGCAAGUUAGAAAGCAAAUUAUUUAAAGUUGGAGUAGAUCAAUAUAAUAUAUUUACUGUAAAAGGGUUUAAGAUGUUGAAGACAGAUUUUAAUAAGAAUGUUAUGACGGAGAGACAAAAUUCUGAGGGGUUAACAACUGAAACAAACGCUAUUUGGGAUGUUGCAAUAGACAAUUUAAAAAUGAUGUUCCCAUACGGUUUUGAAUUUUACAGUAUAUUCCAAGGAGAAUUUUUCAGUAUUAUAAAAUGGUUAAAACUAAUUCAUAAAAAACCAAAACCAAAUCCUGAACCUUUACCAAGUGAUAUUAUUUUAAAAAUUCAAGAGAUCCUGUUUGAGCUUUCUGAUGAUGAUUUUGAGGUUAAACUUAGAGAUAACUAUGAAUUGCUCGAAGACGAAUACAAAGAGAGUUUAAAAAGACAAAAAAUGCUUGAAACCAAAGUUUCUGAAGUUGUAAAAGAUCGUUUACUAUUACCAGCUGGAAAAGUUGAAGAGUUGUUGACUAGCUUGCAAAAAAUGAAUGCACAAAUAUACAUACAACGUUCUAAGCAAAUGAAACAGCAAGCACCUGUACGAACCCGUUUAUUUUCUUGGACCAUUUGUGAUCUUUGUAUUAUAAUUUUGGCCGAUGAGUCCAUGCACGGCCCACAAAAAGUUGUCAACCAUAUUUGUGAAAUGGAUGCAGAGAGUUUAUGGCCCGAAGAGGGCUUAGAAUUUUGUAUACUUUGGUGUCGAAUGAUAUUUGCAAGCUGUGCUGAGUGGAAAUUUCAGCUUAGAGAUUUUCCUCAGACUUGGCUUGAUAUCAGAAAAUUUCAACUUUGGGGGAAAUUAGCUGGAGCUGAACAAGAACCCACACGCCGAGCUAAACGAAGUGUAACUAUUGAACUCAGUGAUCCAUAUGGAGAUGUGACCAUUGAAAGAGGAAUGACUUCAUUAAAAUAUUAUUAUGAUUUUAAUUGUGAAGUUGAUAAGUAUACAUAUUCGUUUGGACCCUGUUGGGAACCAGUGAUAGCCCAAUGUAAAUUAUGUCUAGAAAAAGUGUUAGGUUCCAGCCGUGAUCCAAGCCCACCGUUGCCUUUUUGGGAUAAAAUACGCUUAUUAUAUCAUGGUCGUUUGACUAUGAUUGUGAACGAACUUAAGGUAAAACUACAUGCAUCGCUUGAUCCUUACAACACGACUGAAGAAAUGGAAUUAAACUGGUAUAAUACAGCCAUGGAUUGGACUAAUGCAAAAUUUAUAUUCAAAGGACAUUUAAAAGUACUUGUUCGAACUGCUUCAAAAUAUGAUGAUGUUUGUUUAUUAAAUCUUCCUAAUUUAAAGUUGGGAAUUAAAUUAAAAUGGUCGUGUCUGGGCGAUCCUAACGAUCAUUAUUCAGUUAUGCCUUGUGCUCCUGAUAAACUUCCAGAGUAUUCUAGUAACCAAGAGCAUGAUUCAUUCAGAGCUUUUCGUUCUCAAAACUUAAAUGUUAGUCUUUCUAUUGAAACUAAACCAGAAUCAAAUACUGGCUCUCCAUAUACAGAUGCUGAUUACCCAGUAGCAUUAUUAUAUGGUAGUACAUUGAAGUGGUUUGAAAAUUUGAAAUUGAUUCUAUCUGGUGUGACAAGGCCAACACGAAGGGGCCCAUUGUUUAAUAAUAGCAGAAUACGUAAAUUAACAUUGAGUCGGCAUUAUAGAAAAGUUAAUUUGUGUGUGUCUCUACAACAUUUCCAAGUACAUUAUUGGGUGUCAUUUGCUUUACAACGAGGUUUUGAAUUGUUUGGACAACGUAUAUCUACAAGUUCAGAGCAUACUUUAGGUUUAGUGUCAAAUUUUGAAGACGAUUUACAACACCGUUCUCGGCCAGUUUGGUCUGUUGGUUAUAUGAACUGUGAGCUGAUGGACACAGAAAUAUGGCUAAAAAGUGCACUGCAGUCUGACCAAGAAGAGCAAGAGUCCGAGGUGAAAGAAAAACCUGUGGAAAAAUGUUAUUUAUUAAGUGUAAGUAAAGUAUCUUACGGCAGAGAAACUACUGGAACAUGUGAAGUUGAUGGAUCCCCCACUCCAAUUCACAGAUUAGUUGUGUAUCACUUGAAAGGAGCAUGGACUACAAGAAAUAGAGAUGUAGCUUUUGCUUUAUUCAAUUCCUUAGUAAAGAACCAGAAAUUAAAAAAAAAUCUAUCAACUGAAGCACUAAAAGGAUUUUGUAUAAAUGAAAAUGGAUGCACACCAAUGAAAAAUCGUACUAGAAGCGCUGAUACUACUGAACAAACUACUUCAAUAUCAUCUGUUUCAUCAGUUGCAACAUCAUCUACAUGUCAAGCUAGUCCUUCUCCCAUGUCAAAAUUACAAUGUGGUGGUCAAGCAGCCAACAUGCUACAACAACUUAUAUCUGAAGUUGAUAAUAAGCCUGUAGUCUUCAGUGAUGAUCUUUCUAUGCAAGUAACAAGGGAACGAAGAUUACAAGGUUUAUCUGAGUGUCAGCAAGAUGAUGUUCUUUACAAAAAUUGGCUAAUUGCAUUGAUCAACAGUCAAGUAUUACUUAAAGGAUGUGAAACGAAAGGUUAUGUAAUUGUAAGUGCUGCCAAAGCAGAAAUUUUACAAAGAAUUCAUCGUCCGGUGUGGAAAGAUCAUUCAUUAGUUUCUAAAACUACAUGGGUAGGAACUCUGGAUAGUAUGCAAUAUUACGCUACAGUUAGUGCGGGGAAAACAGAUUUUCUUGAUGAACAUAUCAUGUGGUUAAACGUAGAAAAUAUUCAACAAAAGGACAUUGAUAGCAUAAUCAUAUCAGAUCUUCCUGAUUUGCCUCAUCUUGUCGGAAGUGGACAUAGUGUUGGAGGUGUUGUAAGUGAAACCGUUGGUGCUAGUAAUGUUGGGGAAAACUCUCCUUUGCAGCUCCAAAGAAUUGUUUCACGAUGUAAAUGUGAGUUCUUUUAUGCUGGUCACGGCGAAAGCAGUUUAAAUCCAGCCCAUUUAACUGAAGUACCUCCACCACCAACUGCUACUCCUGAUGUGGUUGGUGAUCCGGAUUCACAUGAACCUGUAGAUGCAUUUACUCUAAUGCAUCAUGAUUUAGAUGUAUGCACUAAUUCACUUCAGUAUGCCAUGAUAUUAGAUAUUGUCAAUAAUUUACUUCUAUAUGUUGAACCUCGGCGAAAAGAAGCUUAUGAACGAUUACAAAGAAUGCGUUUCCAAUUACAGUUGCAAAGUAGUCAAGACCAUAGACAGCCUAUCCAACAACUACAAAAUCAUGUUCGGUGUUUAGUAGCAAAGUUAAGAAGACUUGAAAAAGAAAUAUUUUUAUUGAAAAAAGAGGAAGAUUGGCAAAAUGAUGAAUUAUUGUCCUCUGAAAUAAGAAAUUUGGAAAAACAGAUGAAUGAGUUAAAAGAUCAAUUAAAUUCAGAAAGUGAAGAAUUAGAUAUGAUGGUAUCUUGUUAUAAAGAGACCCAGCUACGAGCCACUCAAAAAUUAGCAACAUUAAGAGGCGACAAACCUAGUGUAGUACCAUCUAGAGCUAAUGAAAUAUGUUUUAAACAUGCACAGUGGCGAUUAACAGAAAACGAUGGACAAUUAGGUAUUGCAGAUUUGGUUCUCAGUAAUUUUUUGUAUACAAAAAAUUCCAAAAGUGAUGAUUCUGUUGAGCACUUACUAGAAUUAGGAUAUAUCAGAAUGACAAAUCUCCUUGCUAAUGAGUUGUAUAAAGAAGUUAUUCUACCCACUGAAAUACAAAAUAAUAUGCCAGUUGAUGAUCGCAAAAGGGCAGUCAGAAUAUUUUGUAGAGAAAAAGCACCUGUUGGAGGUAUAUCUGUAAAGGAACAUUUUGAAAUUAAUGUUGUGCCCUUAACUAUUGGAAUGACAAAAAAGUUCUACAGUACCAUGAUGAGAUUUUGUUUUUCUGAAAGAGAUUCAGAAAAUAUAGAUGCUGAGACAGAAGAAAAAUGUAAAGGAAAAAAAAAAGAAAGUAAUUUUUAUGUUCCUAUAGAGCAUAAAGAUGAUGUUGAAAAAAUGAAGGAAAGAGCCGAAAAGAAUAAGCUAUUUAUUUAUAUUAAAAUUCCUGAAGUACCUGUAAAGGUUAGCUACAAAGGAAAUAAAGAAAAAAACUUAGAAGACAUUAGAGAUUUUAGUUUAGUUAUUCCAACUAUUGAAUACCACAAUGUUACUUGGACUUGGUUAGACCUCUGUCAAGCCAUGAAAACAGACAGUAGACGAGUUAUUGUAUCUCAGGCUAUUAAACACAAAUUACAAAUAAAAACUAGCAAAUCUAUAGCAGAUGGUGGUGUAUCACCACAAGAAGAAGAUAAAGCUAGAAUGCUGUUUGGAAGCAAAUUGGUUCAGAGUGAAAACAGAUACUCCAAACGUGGCAUUUUAAAAUUUCCUAAGUAAUAUAUAUACUACAAUGAAAUGAUGUAUUUAUAAACUGUGAUACACAAAUAGUUACCUGAACAAUUAAGGAAAACUUUAUAGGAAUACCUUUAACCAGAUACAUGUUUAUUUUGUUGGUUAAACUUUAAUUGUGAACAUAGCAUUUAUUAGGUAUAUAUAAAUAGGUAUACAUAUAGAACAUUUUUUAAUUUAGCAUAUUAUAAUACAUAAAAUUGAUUUAUGUACUGCGGGUAACAAUAUUUUGUACAAAACUUGGUUCUAGAUUAGAA
This is a messenger RNA of Adelges cooleyi (spruce gall adelgid), 7004 nucleotides long. RefSeq names its product protein KIAA0100 (gene hob). The record is from RefSeq and is a predicted model, not a curated record. Lineage: Eukaryota; Metazoa; Arthropoda; Insecta; Hemiptera; Adelgidae. Bases 115 to 6735 code for a protein of 2206 amino acids. The transcript has 36 exons.